Enterospora canceri is the source of this 210-nucleotide messenger RNA. The record is from the annotation of a GenBank genome assembly. Lineage: Eukaryota; Fungi; Microsporidia; Enterocytozoonidae.
AUGAACAAUGAGAUGAACAUGCAGAUAAAGAGUCAUUUAUAUAACAAAUCGCUCUCUCUGAUGUUUGAUGGGUCUUGUAAAGCUGAUCUCCACUAUAUUAAUAUCAUGGCAGGUGAUAUUGAGGAUCCAAGCAAGAAAUAUCUGAUAAAUCAGAAUUUAUUGAUGUUAAGACGAAAAUAUCAGACGGAGCGCCAUAUAACACCAAAUUGA